Messenger RNA from Caenorhabditis bovis, 348 nucleotides. NCBI's taxonomy places the organism in Eukaryota, Metazoa, Nematoda, Chromadorea, Rhabditida, Rhabditidae. The record is from the annotation of a GenBank genome assembly.
AUGGGCGCUGUGCAAAAGGUCAAAGUCAAAGGAACGGUGAUUUGUCAAAAACGACGGUACGCCGAUGCUCAAAUUGUGCUCGUCGAGAAGGAUCGAUUGGACUCGAAUGAUGUGCUCGACAAAUGCUAUUCGAAUCGAGAGGGCGAUUUCGAGAUUGCCGGCGAGGAGGAUGAGAUAGGCGCCAUUGACCCAUUCAUAACCAUUAGGCAUAAUUGCAACGCUCAGCCAGGUUGUGAGCGGAUCGGCAAGUAUCCGAUUCCAGCAGAAUCGAUUAAUGGAAGGGAAUACGAUAUGAGUUAUAUAAGCUUGGAUAUAAUGACACUUGAAGAGAAGCUCGAAUGCGCAUAA